Messenger RNA from Labeo rohita (rohu), 1054 nucleotides. RefSeq names its product low affinity immunoglobulin gamma Fc region receptor III-A-like. The transcript is spliced from 6 exons. Gene Ontology annotation, molecular function: transmembrane signaling receptor activity. Lineage: Eukaryota; Metazoa; Chordata; Actinopteri; Cypriniformes; Cyprinidae. The record is from RefSeq and is a predicted model, not a curated record. Gene Ontology annotation, biological process: cell surface receptor signaling pathway. The annotation marks the transcript as partial.
AAAAACCAAAAGCCAAAGUGACUAUCAAACCUGUUCAACAUGUAUUCAGUGGAGACACAGUCACUCUCAGAUGUGACAUAUAUGAUGAAGGAGUCACUAGAUGGCGCUACAGCUGGUAUAAAGAAGGUUUAAUUGGUGUUUUCAGUGAACUACAGGAACACACAUUCAGUUUGACGCAGAUGUGGUACACUGUCAGUUCUGCUGCUCUAAAUCACACAGGAGUUUAUGUGUGCAGAGCAGAGAGAGGAAAACCAGCCUAUAACACACAGUACAGCAACACACAGUUAAUAUGGGUCACUGGUGUUUCUCCUCCAGUGUCUCUGAUCAUCAGUCCCAACAGAACUCAACACUUCACAUAUGACUCUGUCUCUCUGAGCUGUGAGGACCAGAGAGACUCUACUGGAUGGAGAGUAAGCAGAUAUAUGGACAGAUGGGGGCUGGAAGAUUGUUCAUCAUCAGAGUCGGGAUCACAAACAGGAUCUACAUGUACAAUCAGAUGCACCAUCAUAUGUGACACUGGAGUGUACUGGUGUGAGUCUGAAUCUGGAGAGAAAUAUCAUCCUGUUAAUAUCACUGUACACUCUGGUGUGAUUCUGGAGAGUCCUGUUCAUCCUGUGACUGAAGGAGAUACUCUGACUCUACACUGUUUAUAUCAACAUACAACACCACCAAACCUCAGAGCUGAUUUCUAUAAAGAUGAAUCACUCAUCCAGAGUCAAACUACAGAGAUGAUCAUCUCUACUGUCUCAAAGUCACAUGAGGGUUUCUACUACUGCAAACACCCAGAGAGAGGAGAGUCACCCAAGAGCUGGAUCUCAGUCACAGUGUUUCAUUCAGAAUCUCAGAUCUCUGUUCUCCACAUACUCAGUUCUGUACUGGCAGUUUCUCCAUAUUUGUUAGUGACAGUCGUGCUGAUUUUCAAAUGCUGCAGGAUGAGAGUUGCAUCUGUUGAAGAGCAAGAAACUACAAUCUGAUCUUAAUCUGUUGUGAUGGUGAGAAACUUCAGCUUCAUCCUGGAAUCUCUCAGUAUCUCAGUUCAGACUGAACAUGUUUA